Molecule: messenger RNA, 1289 nt
Organism: Vicia villosa (hairy vetch)
Lineage: Eukaryota; Viridiplantae; Streptophyta; Magnoliopsida; Fabales; Fabaceae
Exons: 7
Coding region: 495-1289 (264 amino acids)
Source: RefSeq, a predicted model, not a curated record
GUCAAGGCCUGUUGAGAGAAUAGCAGAGAUCAAUGAUGGAAAAGAGCUUUGGAAGAUUGUUGUUAGGAUUCACCACCGAUGGAAAGUUGUCUCCAACAGCAAGGAACAUUUUGAAAUGAUCUUUGUUGACAAAUUGGGAGAUGAUAUUCAUGCUGUUGUUCCAGCACCGCAUGUGUCGGUUUUCACCGAAAAAUGCUUAUUAGGCCAUACUUAUACUGUAUCUAAUUUUAAGGUGGUGCCUUAUGUUCUGGCCUUCAGGGCAUCGGGACACAGAUAUAUGAUAAAGUUUACUGCUGGAACGUCUGUUCUUGAUGAAGACAAACAUGAGAUACCCCCGAAAUCGAUUUUAUUUACAAGUUUUUCAGACAUCAUAACAGGGAGGUUUGACAAACAUGUUCUGAUUCGUGAGUAUGGUUUUUGGUUUUUUUAUUGUCUCAUGUUUUGGUGCAUUAUAGCCGUGUGAAAUUAAUAAAUUUAUUUCAGAUGUCGUUGGAAUGGUGGAUAGUAUUGGUUAUGCGCAGACUGAGUCAGGUGCAAAGAAGCAGCAAAUUAGCAUGAUGUUGCGUGAUCACAGCAACAACAUGUUGAACUGUACUCUGUGGGAAUCAUACGCGGAUCAGUUCAUCAAGUUUAACAAAGUUAGGGUUGCUGCAUCACUACCUACAGUUGUGUUGCUUCAGUAUGCCAAAGUGAAGGAAGAAGGAAAGUAUCCUCUGUCUGUGACAAACACCUACAAUGUGACCCUUUUAUGUGUUGAUGCUGAUUUUCCGAUCAUGAAAGACUUUAUUGAUAGAAUGCCUGAGGAGAGCAAGGUAACCCUGUCUGACCAACUUGGAGGGAAUUCCCAAUAUUCCUCCCAAAGUUCUGAAAAUCAACAGCUCACUCCUGUGCAAAAAUUGUUCUCAAAGGCUGUUGUUUUGCCUAUUGCUGAGAUUAUUCAACUUACGGAUGUUACAUUUUGCGCUACUGUCGCUACAACAAAAUUAUUAGUAGCAUCUCCGUUUGGAUGGUUCUAUCGUGCCUGCCAUAUGUGUCAAUCUAUAGCGCGCGGGGACAGCCCCCCCUUUGAGUGUGAAGCUGGUCAUGAAACCAUGGUUGAAGUCCUUAGGUAUAAGAUUGAAAUUGAGGUUACUCACGGGGGCCAAAGCUGCAAUUUUGUCUUCUGGAACAGAGAAUGUGAAAUGCUGUUGGGUUUAUCUGCAUCGCAACUUCGUAACACUAUGAUUCAGGUUAUAUUUAUAUUGUGCAGACGAAUUAGAAUGUACUUUUCAAUACUCUGUGUACACUAA